Talaromyces stipitatus ATCC 10500 is the source of this 600-nucleotide messenger RNA. RefSeq lists its product as uncharacterized. NCBI's taxonomy places the organism in Eukaryota, Fungi, Ascomycota, Eurotiomycetes, Eurotiales, Trichocomaceae. Bases 1 to 600 code for a protein of 199 amino acids. The record is from RefSeq and is a predicted model, not a curated record. The transcript is spliced from 3 exons.
AUGUCAACACCAUCCCCAUCCCUCAGAGGAUCUCCUCUCAAAACAAGCUCAUCAUUCACAAUAACACGAUGGGUAACACUGGCAAUUGCCAGCGGCGCAUUCGCAGCUCUCAACGGAUUAUUCGCUAAAUUAACAACGACUGAAUCCACCGGAUCCGCCGCAUCCAAAAUCGCACAUGCAUUUAACCUCCCCGAAGGAAUGGUUGAAAUCAUUGUUCGAGCUAUAUGCUUCGGCCUCAACCUCCUCAGCAACUUCAUAAUGUGGGCUUUAUUCACCCGCGCCCUAACCGCCGCCCCUUCCACAACAAAAGUAUCAAUUACAAAUACUUCUGCGAAUUUCCUUGUUACUGCGGUAUUGGGUAUGAUUGUUUUUAGGGAGAGGGUUGGUGGGUUGUGGUGGCUUGGAGCUGUUAUGAUGGGUGCUGGGUGUAUACUUGUGGGCAUGAGGGAUGAUAGUACUAGUCAUAAAGAGGUGAGUGAAGGGGAGGGUGUCGUUCCGAGUGUGGAUGGGGAUGAUGAGGUGGAGACGAUUACGUUGAGAGAGGAUGGGUUUGAUGAUGAGAUAGAGCCUGAACCGUAUCGGGACGAGGUUGAACGGUGA